GUUUGGCUCAGGCUUCCCUGAACUGGGGAUUCUCCCCUGCUCCUGCUCCUCCUCCAGAUCUGAGGGGGCGGAGAGAGACACAGUGCAGGCGGUUGCCCCCGGCACACUGAGACCCACGGGGCCAGUAGAGCCAUCAGGAGCCAUCCCUCUCUCUCCCUCCCUCUGUCUCCCUCUGUCUCCCUCCCUCCUUCACUCUCUCUUAUCCCUCUCUCUCUUUAUCCGUCUUUGAACUGCUCCAUCAAUUCUCUGGUGGUGCCUUAGUGGAUAGAGCAGCCUGGAUUUGUUCCUUCUUCCCUUGGUUUAUCUCAGCACCUGCAUGCAUCUGGACUACUUCUACUACUACUACUACUACUACUGUUUUGGAUCUCUCUACGCCACUUCCACUCUCUAUCCUUCUUCCUUCCUUUCUUUCCUCUCUCUCUCUCUCUCUUGCUCCUCUGUUCUUAUGCCUGUGUGGCUUUGGAUUGACGGCUGCCGGCACGUUCUGUGAUGGGCUGCAGGGCUUUUUCCUUGUGGAUUCAGCAGUGGUCCUGAUGGAUUGCAUGGCUUUAUGGAUGGUUUCUCGCAUGGCUGCACUGGAUCUGAGGGAGGUGCUCUGAGGAGGAAGAGGAAGGACUACAGAGGAAGAUGAGUGUGACUCUGUGUCGCUGGGAACAGAAGAACGUCACCAUGAAACUGAUUUACACGGAUUGGGCGAACCAUUACUUGGCGAAGUCGGGGCAUAAACGACUCAUCAAAGAUUUGCAGCAAGACGUAUCGGACGGAGUGCUGCUUGCGGAAAUCAUUCAGGUCGUAGCCAAUGAGAAGAUCGAAGACAUCAAUGGAUGCCCAAAGAGUCGGUCUCAGAUGCUCGAGAACAUUGACGCCUGUCUGACUUUUCUGGCAGCCAAAGGUGUGAACAUACAGGGUCUGUCUGCGGAAGAGAUCCGCAAUGGGAAUCUAAAGGCGAUCUUGGGGCUCUUCUUCAGCUUGUCUCGCUACAAGCAGCAGCAGCAGGGCCAGCGGCAGCAGCACCACGCUGCCCAGCAACCCCCGGCCCCGCAGAGCAGCGCCCCUGCCCAGGUCACCCCCUCGCAUGGGCUUGCCGCCUCCUCUCAGGGUCCCCACCUGCCUGCACACAAAGCACAGGCAGAGAUGCAGUCCAGGGAUGCCUCACAGAGUAAACUGCUCAAGUUUUCCCUUGGUCAGAAAAAGUCUUCUAGACUCCCCGCCCCCACGUCCAGGAUGUCCACUGCGGGCAGUGACAGCUCUCCUCGUGGGUCCAUCAGCACUGCAGGCAACCGCCGCAGCCAGGGCUUCAGUGACAAGUCCAAACCCGCCCCAGCGUUGGCCAAAGACUCAUCAGAAGGUGUGACCUCCCAGCCUCCAGGCAUGACUGACCUCGCCCCCUCGUCCUUAGGCUCCGGCUCGGUGACCUCCUCCUCGUCCUCCAUCUCCUCCUCCUCGGCCAUCCCGCAGCCCAACUCGGCCGGCAAGCCCUGGAGGAGCAAGUCCCUGAGCUCCAAGCACACAGCUACCUCCACCGCCACGCUCUCCGUCAAGCAGGAGAACCCGGCCAUAACCACCACCAACGGGGCGUCUAAGCAUACCGUGUCCUCUGACGCGCCAGCCAAAGCGGCAUCCCAGAAGUCAAUGCUGGAGAAGUUGAAGCUCUUCAACAGCAAAAGCGGCUCCAAGUCGUCCACGCCCGUCCAGCAGACGCCGGCAGACAGCGGACAGAGCGGCGCCGCACUGAGGGACUCUGGGAUCGUGGUGGACCGGGUCGAGGGCGGGUCGAGCACGGACCUGCUGGACGAGAUCGAGGGCAACUCCCGACCCGUCAACGGUUCCUCCAGCGCGCCGACGGUCACGAUCGCCAUGACGACCAGCAGCCCAAAGAUCGCCCUGAAGGGCAUCGCCCAGCGGACGUUCAGCCGGGCGCUCACGGCCAAGAAGAGCUCGGUAAAGGGCGCCGAGAAGGAGAAAGAGAAGGAGCGAGCAAAGGAGAAGGACAAAGAGCGGGCGAAGGAGAGCUCCAAACGCACCUCCAUCCCCGAGCGGGGGGAGCCCAGAGAUGUGGAGCCCAGGGAGGAGAACGGCACUGGGGGAGGUGCGACAGAGGCUGAGCCCAAACGUGCCUCCAAGAUCGCCAGCUUCAUUCCCAAAGGAGGUAAAGCAGGGGCCUCCAAGAAGGAGGGCUCCACCACGAUACACAGCGGGAUACCAAAGCCAGGUGCCAAGGGCUCCGGGAUGGGAACAGGCCAAGGGAAAGGCUCGGGGGCUCCCCCUGGUGGUAAAGAUGGGGAGAGGCCUCGCAGCAUGCGUCUGGGCGGGGGUCUUGCUCUGCACAGGGACAGCCGGCACUCCUCGUCUUCCUCCAGCCUGGCCUCCACAGAGGGCAAGGGCCAGCAGAGCCACAGCGCCGCCGCGCUGGUCAACGCCAAUAUCACGCAGUCCACAGCCAGCAACACAGUCAGCGUCCAGCUGCCCCAGCCCCAGCAGCAGUACAGCCACCCCAACACAGCCACCGUGGCCCCCUUCAUGUACAGGUCUCAGACUGACAUCGAUGGAAGCAUGUCAUCAGAGAUGAGCUGUGGAGGCAGGGCCGACGACCCGUCAAACUUCGGCAAGAGCAGCCAGACCUCGAUAGAAGAUCUGUCAGGUGAAGACCCCGAAACCAGGCGAUUACGAACCGUGAAGAACAUCGCAGACCUCCGACAGAACCUGGAGGAAACCAUGUCCAGUCUAAGGGGAACCCAGAUCUCGCACAGCACCCUGGAGACCACCUUCGAUGGCAGCGUCACCACGGAGAUCAGCGGGAGGAGCCUGCUGGGCCUGGGCUCUCGGCCAGCGCCGAUGUCGUGGCGCAUGGGCCAGUCGAGCCCGCGGCUGCAGGCGGGCGACGCUCCCUCGCUGAGCAACAGCUAUGGCCGCGGCGGCACGGGGGGCCAAGGCCGAUUCCUGUACCCGGGCGGGGCCCUGCGGCGGCAGCUGGCGGCCCGCGGGAGCGCCCUGUGCAGCCUGGAGCUGUCGGACCGCGCCGACGAGCUGGAGCUCAGCGGACUCGCCAUGGACGUGACGGGCUACAUGAGCGACGGAGACGUGCUGAGCAAGAACACGCGCCCUGAUGAUGUCACCAGCGGCUACAUGACGGACGGGGGCUUGAGUCUGUACUCCCGCCGGCUCAACCGGAUGCCUGACAACAUGGCGGCGGUGAGGGAGAACCUCCAGAGGAACGCCUCCACCGGCCAGGGCGAUGCAGACAGUUGGGACGACAGCAGCUCUGUCAGCAGCGGGAUUAGCGACACUAUCGACACUGAUGACAUCAACACCAGCUCCUCCAUCAGCUCGUAUGCCAACACUCCGGCCACCACACGCAAAACCCUGAGUGGACAGCCUCAGACGGACGCAGAGAAACACUCAGCAGUCGAGCGGCACUCCGCAUGGUCGGGUGACGAGGUCAAGAGGUCAGACGGAGGCUCGGACAGCGGAGUUAAGAUGGAACACGGCUCCAAGUGGCGACGGAAUCCCUCGGACGUGUCGGACGAAUCGGACAAGGGCGGCACGGGACGUAAGAUUCCCGCCAUCUCACAGACGGGCUCAUGGCGGCGUGGUAUGACGGCUCAGGUUGGGGUGACCUCACCCCGCCCUAAGACUGGCACAACAGCGGGCAGCACUGGCACACUCAAAACUCACAGCACUGGUAAAACAGAUGACGCUAAAGUCUCAGAGAAGGGCUGCCUGCCCACACACUCCACCAGCAUCCAGCGCUCACCCUCAGACGCGGGCCGCAGCAGUGGGGACGAGGCCCUGAGGAAGCCUUCAUCCUCAUCCUCCUCCACCAACGCCUCCUCCGCACGCAUCCCAACCAGCACAUUUGGCUUCAAAAAGCACGGUGGUGCCGCCGCCAUGGUAACCACCAGCAGCAUCUCCAUGGUGACGGCCAGCGGUGCCACCAUCACCAGCGGCUCGGCCACCCUGGGGAAGAUCCCCAAGUCCUCUGGGCUGGCAGUUGGGGGCCGAGGGUCCGCGCUGAAGGGAGCCGCAGAGGAUGGCUACCUGUCGUCCAGCGCACGCUCCACCCUGCAGUACCGCAGCCUACCACGGCCCUCGCGCUCAGGAGCUGCCGCCAGGAACGGCAACCGCUCCUCCACCAGCAGCAUCGAGUCUGGCCUGAGUGCCCGGGCACCGGGCCUGUCCGCCCUCACCAGCUCCAGCAACACCAACGCACACACACACACCCUCGCACACGCCCACGCACACACACACACCUACUCCCACACCACCCCUGCCACCACAAAGCCCUGCGACGUGCCCAAGGGUGGCAGCAGCACCCUGCCCUCCAACCAGACCGACCGGGAAAAAGGUGCCUCGGAGGUGGACCCCAUGAGGGCCAGCGGAGGGUCCUCUACCAUCCCCCAGACCUCCAGGCAGCAGAGCAGCAAGUAUGCAGAGGUGUCCUCACCAACACUACGCAGGCUCUUCGGUGGUAAGGCUGCUAAGCAGGCCCCGGUCACCACCGCCGAGAGCAUGAAGAACUCGGUGGUGAUCUCCAACCCGCACGCCACCCUGAGCCACACCCAGAGCUCGGGGCCCCUGGACUCCCCCUCGGCGGUGCCCAGCAGUGGCGGCAGCAGCCCCCUGUACGGGGGCCGGGCGACGGGCAUGCUGGGCAGCGAGCAGGCCUCCAGCCCCGGCUCGGUGUACUCCACGGGCACGGGCACCUGGGGCACCACCAUGAGCACCUCCUCGGCGCUGGGCUACCCAUCCGUCUCCAGCAUGCACACCAGCAGCGAGUCCAUCGACAUGUCGCUGGGCAGCGGGCCGCACCGCGACGACGGCCACGCCACGCUCGCCAGGACUGGCAGCGCCAAGACGGGCAUGACUGAGAGUCCUCUCUCCUCGCCCUCUGCUAGUCCCAAAUUCAGCCGCAACACAUUACCACGGAAACAAGAGAGUGACGCAAACAGUGAUAGAAACACUCUUCCCAGGAAGGGACUCAAGUACAGGUACACUCCCUCCUCUCAGCUGCGCAGCCACGAGGAAGCGCGUGAUUGGCUGCGCUCACACUCCACUAGUGGUCUGCAGGACUCGACCAGCAACUCGCCGUUCUCCACCGGCUCCAGCCUGACCUCUCCGUCCGGCACGCGUUUCAACUUCUCCCAGCUUGCAAGUCCCACCACAGCAGCACAAAUCAACCUGGCUAGCCUGCGAAACAACGGCAUGACCAAUCAGGACAGCCCACUGGACCCAGGAGACUCCCGCCUGCGUAACUCCUGCAUGUCAUUGGACGAGAAGACGAGGACCAUGAGCCGCUCCGGGUCCUUCAGGGACGGCUUUGAAGAAGUUCACGGUUCUUCUCUGUCGCUGGUGUCCAGCACUUCCUCCAUCUACUCCACGACGGAGGAGAAAUCUCAGUCGGAGAUACGAAAACUUCGCCGAGAGCUGGACGCCUCCCAGGAAAAAGUGUCCGCCCUGACGACGCAGCUCAGUGCCAACGCUCAUCUGGUGGCUGCCUUUGAGCAGAGUUUAGCUAACAUGACCAUACGUCUGAAGAACCUGACCAUGACAGCGGAGCAGAAGGACUAUGAGCUUAAUGAACUGAGGAAGACCAUUGAGCUGCUGAAGAAGCAGAAUUCUGUAGCCCAGGCUGCCAUCAACGGAGUCAUCAACACCCCUGAGCUCAGCUCCAAAUCUGACAGGACAGCUGGGAGCAACGGCUCGGGGCACCCAGACCUGCGUAUCCGCAGGCAGCACUCAUCAGACAGUGUCUCCAGCAUCACCAGCGCCACCAGCCACUCCAGCCUGGGCAGCAACAUGGACAACCCCGAAUCAGCCAACAGCAAGAACAAGAAGAAGAAGAACUGGCUACGGAGCUCCUUCAAGCAGGCCUUCAGCAAGAAAAAGUCCCCCAAAUCAGCAUCCUCCCACUCGGACAUCGAGGAGAUGACCGACUCGUCCCUUCCCUCCUCAGCUAAGCUGCAUCACAACGGCUCCGCCUGCUCCACCCCUCUGCUCAGGAACUCCCACUCCAACUCACUGAUGUUGGACUGUCUGGAUGGCGAGGCGGACACGGUGAUGCAGCUGCGGACUGAGCUCAGGGAGAAGGAGAUGAAGCUGACAGACAUCCGCCUGGAGGCGCUCAGCUCCGCCCACCAACUGGACCAGCUCAGAGAAGCCAUGAACCACAUGCAGUCUGAUAUUGAGAAGCUGAAGGUGGAGAACGACCGUCUGAAGGUGGAAACUCAUGGAAACAGCAGGGCCCCCUCCCAGAGCUCCACCCACCACCCCAGCAGCACGCCCACACCCGGCCUCUCCCAGCACAGCCUCAACCUCACCGAGUCCACCAGCUUUGACAUGUUGCUGGAUGACGCAGGGGCUGAUGGGAGUUCCCGUAAGGACGGCAGACAUGUGAAGAUCGUGGUCAGCCUGGAUGACGACUGCAAGAGGAGAGAGCAUUGCCGGCCUCAUGAGUUCCUGAUUGGUUGCAUCGGUGUAAGUGGCAAGACCAAAUGGGAUGUUCUUGAUUGUGUGGUUCGACGGUUAUUCAAGGAGUACAUCCGGCACGUGGACCCUGUAAGUCAUCUGGGCCUGAGCUCAGACAGUGUGGAGGGGUACCGCAUCGGAGACCUUCUCCGACCCCACGGUGCCCUCACCCCCGAGCUCCUGCCCUGUGGGUACCUGGUGGGGGACAACGACACGAUCAACAUCUCAGUUAAAGGUGUGAGUGAGCACUCGCAGGACAGCCUUGUGUUUGAGACGCUCAUUCCCAAGGCCAUGCUGCAGCGCUACAUCUCCCUGCUGCUGGAGCACCGCCGCAUAAUCCUCUCCGGACCCAGCGGAACCGGCAAGACCCAUCUGGCGGCCCGGCUGGCCGAGCACCUGGUGCUGCAGGAGGGCCGGGAGCCCAGCGACGCCACCAUCGCCACCUUCAAUGUCGACCACAAGUCCAGCAAGGAGUUGCGUCAGUACCUGUCCGGCCUGGCGGAGCAGUGCAGUGUGGAAGGCCAGCAGGCGGACGCUCCGCUGGUGGUCAUCCUGGACAACCUGCACCACGUCAGCUCUCUGGGGGAGAUCUUCAAUGGGCUGUUCAACUGCAAGUACCAGCGCAGUCCUUACAUCAUUGGCACCAUGAGCCAGGCUACUUCCUCCUCCCCCAACCUGCAGCUUCACCACAACUUCAGAUGGGUACUGUGUGCCAAUCACAUGGAGCCUGUGAAGGGCUUCCUGGGUCGGUACCUGCGCAGGAAGCUGAUCGAGACGGAGAUCAGCAGCCGUACAAGGAACCACGAGUUGGUGAAGAUCAUUGAUUGGAUCCCGCGUGUGUGGCAUCACCUCAACCGCUUCCUAGAGGCUCACAGCUCCUCUGAUGUCACCAUCGGCCCGCGUCUGUUCCUGUCCUGCCCCAUGGAUGUGGAUGGCUCCAGAGUUUGGUUCACCGAUCUGUGGAACUAUUCCAUCAUCCCCUACAUGCUAGAGGCAGUUAGGGAGGGGCUGCAGCUGUAUGGCCGUCGAGCAGCGUGGGAAGAUCCCGCCAAGUGGGUCCUGGAGACGUUCCCAUGGACACUGAGCCCCCAGCAGCCUGAUUGGCCGGCACUGCUGCAGCUCCGCCCAGAGGACGUGGGCUUUGACGGUUACUCCGCCCCCAGGGAGGGGGUCUCCAAGCCUUCUACUCAGAGCGACAGCGACGCUGACCCUCUGAUGAACAUGCUGAUGAGACUUAAGGAAGCUGCCAACUGCUCCAGCCCACAGAGCUAUGACAGCGACUCCAACAGCAACAGUCACCAUGACGACAUCCUUGACUCCUCCCUGGAGUCCACGCUGUGAUCAAUCCUUUUUCUUUCUUUUAUUGUCUCUUUCUUUUUAUUUCACUAAUGACUUUUUAAUACGUUUUACAUUUAUGUUAUGGCCAGGCAACAAAAUCGAAUCGCCUCUGUAACCUUAUCUUCAGUCAUGAAGGAACAGUUUGGGUGCCGGUAACCCAAAACCAGAAAAGACAAGACCACAAAGACAAGACAAGAGAAGAAAUGAUAACUGCACUACUUCUAUUUUUGCAACUAUAUUUCAAGGGGCUUUUUGCAAACAUUGUUGGAUGUGAAAAUGGGAGUUGGAAGACAAAGACUUUAAAAGCAUUUAACACUGUGUGGAGGGAGUAUUUCUGUCCAAAUCCAUUACCUCACAAAACCCCUCUCAUCCCCCAUUGUACUAAAUGGUCUCCGGAGGAACAGUUGGUGCUAACGGCCCCCUCUGCUGGAAGUUUAUGUCACUGCACGGAGCCCAUGCCUCAUCCACUUGUAGCAGCCUUCCUCUCCACUCUCUAUGCCCUCUUAGCUCAACUCUGACUCUCAUUAACCAGCACUCCCACUCCCAGCCUUUGGGCUGGUCAUCACCACACCACCAUCUCUUCUUCAACCCAGCAACACUUCACCAGACCAGCAGGAGGCGCUAGCCAGAAGUCAUCUUUAUGGCUGUUAAAAGAGCAAUGCACAAGUUAUACCUGCAAGAAGCACAGCAUAAUCAAUCAACAAUAGUAGCAUUACAAUAGAGGAGCACAUAUGAAAACUGUUAAGACAAUUCAUCAUCAUAGUCUCCUAACCAGUUUUGAGAUGGUACUCAUAUCUAAAUAUCUCUGGCACAAUCCUGGGAGACCAGUCAUCAGUCAACUCUUUGAUCAGGCAAAGCAAAGUCACAGAUAUGCUGAAAAGACAAGAUCACAAGUUCAAAACUCUCAUCAUGGUUCAGAUUGGAUCAUGAUGGAGGUUGCCCCUCCCCAUCCUGCCCAUGUGACAGUUUGAGCUUGGGUUCAGCGGGAGUGGGUGAACUUACAUGAAGUGCUUUUUUCUACCUUAAGUUUACCCUUAAUGCCUGAGCAUCUGAGUUCUGCGUGAAGCCUUGAACAGACUCUUGCCUUCCAGCUGAAAAAUACCUUCCCAGUCGGGGUCGGGUUGUCACUUGUUGUAUCCCAUGGUGCAUCUGUCCAUCUUCAGCAGAAGCAAGGUGCUGCUGGACCAUCCAAGCCUGUGCUGUCUCAAACGGGUAGCUGUAGCACAAGCUUCUACAAGCGUCUCUUUUCUUUUUGGUGCUGAAUUCAGACUCUGGAAAAAAAAAAAAACAGAUGCCUUACGUUUUUUCUAAAGACACUGGUACGAUGUGCAUUAGUGUUUUGUUUCUCCUCUUUGUUGUACUUCUUUUUGUUUUUGCUACUGAAACACAGGGCUGUACGAUGCUACUUCCUGUGCAGUCUGCUUGCUCUGCAUUGGCCCUCAGAGGAAUAGCAUCCCUCUCCAUAUCAAAACCCAAUGCCAUGUUAUUUAGGGGAGCGUCAUUGGAUCAAAGAAAGUUAAAUAUCCAGACUAUGGAUAAAUUGGUUUUGUAAGGUCAGUGCUCUGGUCAGGACCUUGCUGUAAAAUGCUGUAAAAUAUCAGUGUCCUUUGUACUGAUCGAUAAAGUCAAUGUUGAAAGUGAAUUAAGUUUUCAUGCCCUAAAGCAAGUUCCUUUUUCUAAAGUAUGAUGCCUGGGAGAAAUCUUUCUUAAUGAGGUUAUUUUUGAUACCUCAUCAACCUAUGGGCCUUUGUCAUGCUUUUGGUGAGACCUGACUGCUUGGGAAAAUUGCAAGUGUAGUCUAAGUGCUACAAGUGUAAUCAAAUCACUGUCGGCCAUUGUGUAGGCCUAUGCUGUUCAACGUUGUCAUUUGGCUUUAAGUGAUUGGUUGAUUCAACAAACAGGAGAAGCUGAAGCGUUCCUGUUGAGGACAUUUAUUUUUUACACUAAUUUGGACAUUUAUUAAACCUGCAGUCUAUCAACUUUCUUGCUUCCAUUACAUUUCACCCUGUAUGUGCCCGGUCUAUUAAUCCUAUGCAACAUCAUUUUGGAUUUCAAAUGGAAGCCAAAUAUCUUAGUUUUGUUUUGUUUUUGUUUGUUUUGGGUUUUUGUUUUACAUUUUCAGCACUGCCAAGACCAUGUACAUUGUGUAUAUAUAGUUUGUGAAUACUGUUUCUUUGUCACCAUGAUUUCCCAGGGCUUUGUCUACACAUGCAAGCACAAGAGAUGUGUAUGUUUUGUCUGCGUCCCUGAGUGAAAAUCAGACGUCUGGAUGUUCUAUAAUUAAAGGAGGGUUUGCGUGCCAGAUAUAUUUGUCCAUACUAGUCUGUUGACGCUGUGCUUUUUCCUUUUGUACAGUUUUGCCUUGUACGAUAAAGCCAUGUAAAUAUUUGCAUUCCUGCUGCAGUUUUGAUGACAUUUAAAGCCAUUUAUAACAGAGCUUGAAAAUAUGUUUGAGUAUUUUAUGGACGGUCUUUUUUUUUCAUCUGCCAGGUGUUGAGAGUUCAUCAUUAACUAACUGUAAAAAGAGCAAGGCCGUUGAACUAUGAAUCCAAUGAUCUCUGUACCAGUCUUAAAUUAUUUGUAACUCAAUAAAUGAUUGAUUAUUUAUUCAUAGUGGAAAUGAAUUGUGAUUAAGUGAUGGGAUAAAUGUAUUCUUGAUAUGGGGUUGUUUUGUAUUUCUGGUAUUUCUCCUCUUAAAUAUGAUAUAGUUAUUUUGAGAGGGAGUACAGGAGUCAAGCAUGCCUUUCCCAAGCAAUAAACAAGGGCUCACUUGUCAAA
This is a messenger RNA of Clupea harengus (Atlantic herring), 10581 nucleotides long. It is a transcript of the gene nav2a, whose product is annotated as neuron navigator 2a. The record is from RefSeq and is a predicted model, not a curated record. Gene Ontology annotation, biological process: nervous system development; neurogenesis. Gene Ontology annotation, molecular function: ATP hydrolysis activity; protein binding. NCBI's taxonomy places the organism in Eukaryota, Metazoa, Chordata, Actinopteri, Clupeiformes, Clupeidae.